CUAUGUUGGUAUUUCUUCUUCUUUACCUAAGCUUUUAAAAAAAAACAAAAAAAACUCUCAUUUCUUUUCUUACUUUUUAUUAUUUUUGUAGGCAUGAGUGAAACCAUGCCAAAUAACCCCACAAAUUGGAUGCAAUUUUAUCAACCUCAAAGAUCUCCACAAACCACUAUGUUCUCCGAUGCCACAAUUGUCACCACCACAGCCUCUUCCGUAGUUAGUGCUCCAGAUCACCACCAACACCAACACCAACACGUUACCGGGCCAUCUGACGGGCGUGUUUCCAAGCCCAUCAGACGACGAUCAAGGGCUUCCAGGCGUACUCCAACCACCGUAUUAAACACGGAUACAACUAAUUUCCGUGCCAUGGUUCAACAGUUCACUGGUGGAUCUGUUGCACCAUCACAAGGGGGCUACUUGGGCUUUGGGCCCAACAAUCAGCAAAUUAUGAAUCCCAAUACCUACAAUAUCCAAUUUCAAGCGCAGUCAGUGCCACAAAAUCCAUUGUCUUACAUGUUCAGUACAUUGGGUAGUUCUACUACUCGACCAUCUCCAUCUAUUCAGAGUCGUGCCGGUAAUUUUCUCCAUAGACUCAACGACAAUACUUCUUCUCCUUCUAAUGAGAACAAAUCGGAAAAUAAUUUCACCUUCUAAUUAAUUAAAGAGAAAUUGACUUUGUGAUUCUGUCGUUUUCACUACAUUAAUAUUCCCAUGAAAAAGCUGAGAUUUUUUUCUCUCAGUAACUUGUACAUAGCCCCUCAACAACAACAAUAUCCUUCCUCGUUGCUUCAGUUUAUAUUAGUCUAAGUUUAAAUUUUGUUGUAUUAAUCAGUUGUAAUUUUCUUCAUAUCUUUAUUUCUUUCCUUUUGACAAAACACUGUUAUUUGGAGUAAUAGAGAUUUUCUUUUAAUAUAUUAGAUAAA
Solanum pennellii is the source of this 920-nucleotide messenger RNA. Its product is annotated as VQ motif-containing protein 22-like. The record is from RefSeq and is a predicted model, not a curated record. The coding region runs from base 94 to 651 and encodes 185 amino acids. The transcript has a single exon. NCBI's taxonomy places the organism in Eukaryota, Viridiplantae, Streptophyta, Magnoliopsida, Solanales, Solanaceae.